Molecule: messenger RNA, 4427 nt
Organism: Castor canadensis (American beaver)
Lineage: Eukaryota; Metazoa; Chordata; Mammalia; Rodentia; Castoridae
Gene: Rprd1a
Product: regulation of nuclear pre-mRNA domain containing 1A
Biological process (GO): mRNA 3'-end processing
Molecular function (GO): RNA polymerase II C-terminal domain binding
Source: RefSeq, a predicted model, not a curated record
UGACGUCACUGCCGGCCGGACGCCAUCUUGCUGGUUUGCGGCCGGGGCUUGGAUGUGGCCCCGGCCGUGGUGAGGGCGUUGGGGAAGGGUGGGGUGAGGGGGCGAGGCCGCGACGAGGGCGGCGAAACUCUCCUCCCCUUGGCCCCACCGCGUGGGACGGCGUGGACUCGGUUUCGGAGGGAUGUCCGCCUUUUCUGAGGCGGCGCUGGAGAAAAAGCUGUCGGAGUUGAGCAACUCGCAGCAGAGCGUGCAGACCUUAUCCCUGUGGCUCAUCCACCACCGCAAGCACUCGCGGCCCAUCGUCACCGUGUGGGAGCGGGAGCUGCGGAAAGCCAAACCCAACAGGAAGCUUACUUUUCUCUACCUAGCCAAUGAUGUCAUUCAGAACAGCAAAAGGAAGGGGCCAGAAUUUACAAAAGAUUUCGCACCAGUUAUAGUGGAAGCUUUUAAACAUGUUUCAAGUGAAACUGAUGAAAGUUGUAAGAAGCAUCUUGGAAGAGUGUUAUCUAUUUGGGAAGAAAGAUCUGUUUAUGAAAAUGAUGUAUUAGAACAACUUAAGCAAGCUCUGUAUGGUGAUAAAAAGACAAGGAAGCGAACUUAUGAGCAAAUAAAGGUGGAUGAAAAUGAAAACUGUUCCUCUCUGGGAUCUCCAGGUGAACCACCACAGACUCUAGAUCUCGUUAGAGCAUUACAAGAUCUAGAAAAUGCAGCUUCAGGUGAUGCAGCAGUUCAUCAAAGGAUAGCUUCCUUGCCUGUCGAAGUGCAAGAAGUAUCCCUACUUGAUAAAAUAACAGAUAAAGAAUCUGGAGAAAGGCUUUCUAAAAUGGUAGAGGAUGCUUGUAUGUUGCUGGCAGAUUAUAAUGGCAGAUUGGCGGCAGAAAUAGAUGAUAGAAAGCAGCUCACUCGAAUGUUAGCAGAUUUUCUUCGUUGUCAAAAGGAAGCCCUUGCAGAGAAAGAACAUAAAUUGGAAGAAUACAAGCGCAAGUUAGCCAGAGUUUCUCUGGUGCGCAAAGAACUCAGGUCCCGGAUCCAGAGCCUGCCAGAUUUAUCUCGAUUGCCCAAUGUUACUGGCAGCCACAUGCAUCUGCCCUUUGCGGGAGACAUCUACAGUGAAGAUUGAUGACCAGUCUUUUUCCAGAGCCCAGGACUUUGCAAGAGAUGAAGACAGGUUAGGUGGAUAGUCCUGUAGUGUUAUUUUUGUAUAUUGUUGGGAAUGGUACUAACAAAAGAAAUAAGUAAUUUAUAAAAUUGUUUAAAAUGUUGGUUUGUUUACUAUUUUAUUGGUAAGUUAACAUGACUUAGUUUAAACAAGGUGAUGAUCUCUUAAUAUUAAUAAGUCAUAAAUAGUGAUUAUUUUCAGAAGAUCUUUUUGUAAAUUUUUUUGAUCCAGGGCCUCUUGUGAGAAAUUCCAUGUCUCUUUUGAAUUGUUUUUCUUUAUUUUUUUUCAGUAUCUAAUCACUGUAUACUAUGUAAUUCCUAAGGGGAAGAACUAAUCAGGAGCUAGUUGAGACUUUAUUAUGGUAUGGUGAGGACUUGACUAUAGAAGGGACUAAGUGUUCCAACUUAAUCUUCACCCUUCUCCCCAACCCAGAUACUGGUUCUGUGCCUCUCCAGGUUCCUUAUUCCCUAGAGGUCUAUAAUUUAACACUAUAUAUGGAUGCCCCUUGGAGAGCCAGAUCAAAGCCUAGAGAUCUUUUCCCUGUAGCACUGUAGGAAUUCCAUUCCACCUGCCAAGGUAGACUAAAAAGAUUAUUAAAUAAGGAAUCCCUUGAUUGUAUUGUUUAGAAUUGAGGAGAUUAAUAAGAAAAUGCUUUGAGAAUGUUACAAAUUUUGACUCUCUACCAAGAGAACAACUUCAGUUCUAGAACUGAUUUGUAUUUGUCAAAUCAGUCUCCUUUUAACAAUUGAUCCAUUCAAUAAAAAGUCAUUUAUGGGAUUAAAGGAAACAUAAAAUAAUGAUACUUUUAUUAUUCCACAUAACUUAAAAUUACAAUAUUUUUAGUUCUAAUGACUCAAGAACACAAUAUUCAUUAACAUACAGUAAAGUAGCCUCAAACAUUUUUAAUGUUUCCUUAAGGUUUUUGAAAGACUAUAUUUGGAAAUAUAGCAGUGCUACACUACAGGGUAGAUCUGGUAAAUUUUAUAUUUGUAUGUUUACAAAUGUAAAUACAAAACAAAUGUACUUUUACCUUUUAUCUCUAACCCUGUGUGUUAGAGCAGUUGCAUGUUCCCCAGCUUUCUUUUUAAGUUACAUUGUUAAGCUGUGGAUUUGUAUUCAGUAAUGACUUAGGAUAAACAUUUUUCUCAUUCAUUGCUUUAUAUAUUAGACAUUUCUCAUUGCAAGCAGAUUCAAAUUAGAUAGGUACUAUAACACCUUUUAAAUCCCACAAGCCAAUUAUGUCUUACUUCUAUGAAUGGCUUUACUCUGUUUCUUUUUCAGUAUUAGAGACUAUAGAUAAAAUGAAUUUACAAGUGUAGGAGAAGGCAAAUAUUUAUUUUAAUAGCCAAUAGUUCUGGAAACAGUGCUUUUAACAAUUUGACCUCUCCAAAACAGAGAUUCAUAUAAGUAGUCAUCCCAUCCAAAUAUGUAUGUCUAGUAUUCCAAAGUGUUUUAGACAACUUUUGGGAGUUAGGACACAUUUUCUCACAGGAAUAAUAGGUUCUCUGCACACAACUAGCACUGAAAGGUUACCUGGGAACCUAAUCCACUUAACCAUGAAUGUACUUAACUUGUAAUAUGGUUGAUAAGUUACUAAUUGUAGAUCCUGACCAGCAUUUGUAACAUCACUCUUAGGAAACUGUGUGUGGUAGCUGGACUCACACAUUGGGGUGUCUGCCUGUGCUGUGUACCUCUGUCCCUAGGUAUAGGAAACAGAAGAAAAGACUCAGCAAAGGAGGGAGGUAACAAAUGCACAAUUAUAAAACCUGGUUAUAACUGUUAUGAAAGUAUACCAAGUAAGUUAGUUUUUGUUGUUAAUGUGAAAGCAAAAACUUGUAUGUUAACUUAUUUUCAAUAUCUUGACCUUAUUUAUGAUCUGCUAAAGUGGUGGUUUAUCCAUUCAAAAUAUAUAUUUUUUCCAUUUAAAACUAAUUUAUAAACUAUAAUUGCAAGAUUUAAAAUCUUUUAGAAGUUUGUUGAGAUAUUUUCACCAUUUAAGACAGACUUCUGACUUAGAUACUGAUUUUAAUGCCAGUAUCUGCUCUAAAUAUUUAUGAUAAAAAUGCAUUAUUUUUUUAAAGAGCUUGAUGAGAUUUGUGAUAAGUGAUAGUACUCAAGAACCUGACUCCCACCCCUUGACCAAUCCUCCGCAAACCUCAGUUGUUAGUUAGCUCACUAACUGAACACAAACUAUCCUGUUUUAGAAGUCAUGUUUUCAGCCUUAUAGUUGUUAACAUGGUAAGCCUUAGCAGAGAAUAGUCGUCCUUCCUAAAAGGACUAGGUGUUCUCAAGAAAUGGGGUUAGGUGGGGGUACUGUAAUACCAAAUUCUAAAUCAUGAGCAUUUUCUCCACUGUGUACCUGAGGCAGAUCAUGCAUCUGAGUGCAGUUUGGCCCGGCCCCUCAAGAGGAAAGCCUGUCAGCAUCCUUGCAGUAGGUGCUGUGCUUUGAAUGGGUACCAUCACUCUUCUCCACAGACAGUAUAGAGAGCUGUCUGCAGUGGCAAUUUGAACACAUUUCUUGGCACUCCCUCUGUUCCUUCCUUCAUUACAUACAGUAAAUGAAAGAACCAUAAGAGUGACUGGAGUCUGAGAAAAACAGUUGUACUCUAUAGCCAACUUCCUCCUGAGAAAACCAUUCCAUAUGCACUUGUUUUGGUACUUCUUUCACAUGCACUCUGAAUCAGGGUUUUUCUAUAAGAAAUCCUUUAGAAUCAGCAAAGGCUGGGAUGAUCCAGUCGUCUUGAUUUGCAAAAUUAAAAGAACACAUCUAGGUUGUCAAUUGUCACUGUAGAUGAGCAACUUAUCUUUUACAGUAGAGUUAUUGAACUGGUUCUGAGAACUGUUUAGAGAAAAAAAAAUUCAAAAGUACAGAUGAACUAAUUGGGAAAGUUGAAGGUCCUUUCUGAAUUUCCCACUCUAAAAAUUUACAUUAUAUGAAAUGACAUAAAGCUUCUAAACUGCUUUGUAUUCUAUUAAGAAAUAGCUCCUAAAGAUGUAGUCUUGUUUCAUAGUUGUUGCACUAUAUCAGAGCUUUUAAAAGUGUAAAUCCAGUUCUUCUCUGUAUAGAAAGGGAACAUUGUGUUAAUGAAUUUAUUUAUACAGAGCAUUUGUUGCCAACUGUGUAAUUCCAGCCAUCCACAGGAGUCUGUUCUGAGGUGGCAAUAGCACAUGGGAAGAUGAACUCUCCCAGUUUGUUUACCCGUUUUUCUUUGGCUGUAUCUGAUGACAGUAUAAGAUGUUCUUAAUAAAGUUUUAUGUUCUUUUUGAA